ACUCUCGACUGGACCAAGCCUUUCAACUCCUCAACCGGACUCAUCAAGUGGACAAACUACGUCAUCGGCGCCAUGUUCCCUCCAUCCCAAGGAUUGCGGCUUGAUAUAGAUGCCAUCAGUCAAAUAUGCGGAUCUGUAUCCAUUGCAUGCUGGAUAGUUGUCUUUUCACCUCAAAUCAUUGAGAACUGGAGAAGGAGCUCCGCAGACGGUCUUUCGGUGGUAUUCAUCAUAAUAUGGCUUCUCGGAGACUUCUUCAACAUCUUUGGCGCUGUGUUGCAGGGCGUUUUACCCACCAUGACCAUCCUAGCUGUAUACUAUACGCUCGCCGACAUUGUCUUACUCAGCCAAUGCUUCUGGUAUAAAGGCUUUACCUUGAAGGACGAAGUCAAGACAUCCGACGAGGAUAGUAGCGACGAAGAAACUGAAGAUUCACCACUUCUCUCCGACACACGGCAGCCCACGAAUGGCUCGUCGUCCGCCAACGGGAAUGGCUAUCACUCGUUCCCACGCGGUGAUGGCAUGAACAGCCCACCCGCAAUUGCAGACAUAGAUAGGCGCCGUUCCUCUUCCCAAAACUCUUUUCGCGAACGCUUUCUGUCUAUAGACGGCCGCCAUCUUUCUCCCGUAACCCCACUGCUUGACUCCGACUCGGAUGAAGCCCCCGGUUUCAAAAAGGCAUCCCGGAGACAGCCCACCCAGUCGACGGCGCAAACAGUCGCUUUCAAUCUCGGCACCAUCUUGCUUGUCUGUGCAGCGGGCGUGCUGGGAUGGUGGCUUUCGACCACCCGCUCUAAAGACACCAACGAACCACCUCAAUCUUCCCCUUCCUCAUCUCUCCAAUUCAACCUCUGGGGCCAGAUCUUCGGAUACAUCUGUACAGCCCUCUAUCUAGGUUCCCGCGUGCCACAGCUUCUCCUCAAUUACCGCCGCAAAUCCACCGACGGCAUCUCUAUGCUCUUCUUUCUUUUCGCAUGCAUUGGUAACCUCACCUAUGUGCUGAGCAUCGUCGCGUACAAACCUGUCUGCAGCGUCCCGAAAGACUGCGAACCGGGAGAGGCGAGAUCCAUCUACGGAAGAUACAUUGCUGUGAAUCUCAGCUGGUUGCUCGGGAGUUUCGGCACAUUGGUUUUGGAUGCGUUUGUAUUUGUGCAGUAUUUCCUUUACCGUAAAGAUGAUGAGAGCGACGAUGAGGAGGAUGGAGAGGACACAGACGAGGAAGAGUAG
Molecule: messenger RNA, 1224 nt
Organism: Periconia digitata
Lineage: Eukaryota; Fungi; Ascomycota; Dothideomycetes; Pleosporales; Periconiaceae
Source: the annotation of a GenBank genome assembly